CUCUCUCUCUCUCUAGAUUUGUUCCUCCAUGGGAGGAACUCCAUUAAUGUUGAAGCUUGGUUCUUGCGUCCCUAUAGGAGAUGUAUUAAUUGAACUAAGAAUUUCUAAAAUUGAGUUUUUGAUUAGUGAUGAGUUUCAUGGUUUCAGCAAAAAUCUCUUCUUGGAAAAGAGACAGUUCCUGGGUUUCACAGUAAUUGAAGAAUAAGUCCUUGAAAUGGGCUGUUUGAUUGAUGGUCUUUCAUCAAUCUUGGAAAAGUUCUAUAGCUGCAUUUACUGACGUGAUAGUUUCAUCACCCACAGGGCCUUCUGUGAUGCACUGGCUCAAGAGAGUGCAAGGCUACCCACCGGGUUAAACACAAUGGGAAGCCAUUUAUAUGGAAGCAGCACAAUGGGCUUAGGGUUAUCACAAGUGGGUUCACAGAUUUCCUCAUUACAAGAUCAGAAUCACCCAUCAAGUGAAUUACUGCGACUUGGUGGCGCCGCCGGAGGAGCACAAUUCGAUCACCUCAUCUCACCAUCAAAUCCUUCUUCGUCGUCCUUCCGUCCACCACAACCGACCCAUUCAUCUGCCUUCUUCCUCACAGGGACUUCCAGCCAAGAAUUUCAUGAAGAACCCCAAUCCCACCAUGGGCUGUUACAAACUAAUAAGCCCUUUCAUGGGCUAAUGCAACUUCCUGAACUUCAAGGUAACACAAACAAUUCCUCUUCUGGUGCAGCUGGAGGUGCUGCCAAUCCCUUCAACCUCGGCUUCUUUUCCCAUAGCAGCACCAACAAUAGCAACAAUGCCAACAGUAAUAACAGUCACCUGACCUCUUCUGGGUUACUAAUUCCUGAGCAGUUCCAUAAUGGAAAUGCUGGUGGAGAAGGAGUUUCCCUCUUUUCAGGUAACUUAAUGGGUGAUCACAUUGGUCCAAGUGUCUCUUCUCUUUACAGCAAUUCAGUGCAAAAUGACACAGUCAAUAUUCCUCAAAUGUCUGCAACUGCAUUGCUUCAAAAAGCUGCUCAAAUGGGCUCAACAACAAGCAGUGGGAGUGGUUCUUUACUUAGAGGCUUUGGUAGUUCUUCAAGUGGUCCUAAAUCUGACAGGCCUCAACACUUGAUUGCUAACUUUAGGGCUAAUUUUGGAGGAGGUGGGGGUGAAAACCUAAGGGCAUCACAGUUAGAAAAUGAAAACCAGCUCCAAGAUCUAAUGAAUUCUCUAGCAAAUGGUAGCUCCUCCAUUAAUUUUGGAGCUCCUUCGGGAGGAGUCCCUACCUAUGGAGUGAGUGGCACCAGUGGUGGACAUGAACAAGAGACAAACUUCGGCGGAUUCAAUCCAAAUCGAAUGUCAUUGGAACAUCAUCAUCAUCAUCAUCGUAAUACAAAUUUUGGUAACAUGGAGGAACCAAAGUUGCAUCAGAAUCUCACAGUGAGUCUUGGAGGAUCUGAUAGGCUAACCAGGGACUUCUUAGGUGUUGGAGGAAUGGUAAGAGGCAUGGGUGGUGGGAUGUCACAAAGAGAUCAUCAACAACAUCAUGGCAUUGAUAUCAGCUCCUUGGAUCCAGAAAUUAAGUCAGCCACCGGUCGAUCCUUCGUAGGUGGCGGAAAUCUGCAGUAAAGAUAAACUGAGGAGUAAGAAAGAAAGGAUAUUAGGUAAGUAACUUAACAAACUUGGUCAAUUUGCUUUGAGUUGGAGGAGGAACUGUGAGUAGCUGUUUUGAUUAUAGAUAGUCAGGCAGCUGUUUUUGUUCCUUAUAUAUAUAUAUAUAUAUCUAUCAUUUUUCCUUUUUCACUCUAUGUUUUUGUUUUUCUCCUAUUCCUCUCUUGUACUGGCUAUCGCUAGAAGGGAGAGUUACUGAAAUAAAAAUGGACUACCUUUCCUGCA
Macadamia integrifolia is the source of this 1864-nucleotide messenger RNA. Its product is annotated as protein indeterminate-domain 5, chloroplastic-like. The transcript is spliced from 2 exons. NCBI's taxonomy places the organism in Eukaryota, Viridiplantae, Streptophyta, Magnoliopsida, Proteales, Proteaceae. Bases 359 to 1597 code for a protein of 412 amino acids. The record is from RefSeq and is a predicted model, not a curated record. Gene Ontology annotation, molecular function: DNA-binding transcription factor activity. Gene Ontology annotation, cellular component: nucleus.